This is a messenger RNA of Notothenia coriiceps (black rockcod), 750 nucleotides long. RefSeq names its product transmembrane protein 131-like. The record is from RefSeq and is a predicted model, not a curated record. NCBI's taxonomy places the organism in Eukaryota, Metazoa, Chordata, Actinopteri, Perciformes, Nototheniidae. Gene Ontology annotation, cellular component: membrane. The transcript has 7 exons. Bases 88 to 750 code for a protein of 220 amino acids.
CUGCUGCUGCUGCUUCUGCUCUCCAGCAAGAGAAAGAAAGACCAACGCAGCGAAACACACAAGUAGGCUGCUAGCUGAGAGGGCAGCAUGGCGGGGCUUCAGGACUUCAGACAAGGCAGCCACUGUCACAGGAAAACAUGGAUCAAUAUACUAUUAGGAAUACUACAAUUACUUUUACCCUGCGUACAGCACGGAGGGGCUCAGCUGCAAGCUCUGUCCACCAGCGUGGUCGAGGUCUGGCAACCAGAGGAAGCAGACCCCUUCGUCCAACUUCAGGUGGAGAAGGAACGACUAAAAGACGGUUUUCCAUUGGAAGACAGCUCCUCUCUAUAUUCAGGGGAGAAUGGGAGGCCCUUGCAUUUCCAGCCCCCAGUGUUGGAAUUUGGGACGCAGCCGCUGGGGCUGCCAAGAGCUGAAACCAUAUAUAUACAAAACCCCAGCCAGGAAGUUCCUGUGACACUGCUGUCGAUGUUUACAUCCAGCAGGCAUUUUUACAUACCUUUCUUUCACAGAAGAGUGAUCCCACCCCGAGGGAAGGCAUCUUUUAAACUAAUUUUCCUCCCGUCUGAGGAGGGCAAUGUAGAAAACACAUUAUUUAUAAACACAUCGGCCCAUGGGCUCCUGUCAUACCAGGUUUUUGGUGUGGGAGAUCACCGGGGUUCUUUAAAGUCUGUCCAAAGAAAGGACAGUCUGCUAGUAUUCCCUCACAUCCAGAGCAUUAAGCUGACCCAAACUCAGGUAUGUAUUUAG